This is a messenger RNA of Chaetomium strumarium, 1902 nucleotides long. RefSeq names its product cation efflux protein. Gene Ontology annotation, molecular function: zinc ion transmembrane transporter activity. The record is from RefSeq and is a predicted model, not a curated record. NCBI's taxonomy places the organism in Eukaryota, Fungi, Ascomycota, Sordariomycetes, Sordariales, Chaetomiaceae. Gene Ontology annotation, cellular component: membrane. The transcript is spliced from 3 exons. Gene Ontology annotation, biological process: zinc ion transmembrane transport; intracellular zinc ion homeostasis. The coding region runs from base 172 to 1878 and encodes 568 amino acids.
AGAAUCCAACAAGCAGCAAACCGCGCCGCAAAUAAUUGAGGCAGCACUUUUGUUUCUGCUAUCAAAAGGCCGGCUGAGGGGCUCUCAAAGGUUUGCCAUUGGACCUACCCAUCUUGCAACCCAUCCUCUUCUAGAAUAAGCGCCGGCAGAGUUUCCUUUCGGCAGCCCAACAUGGGGUGGUCCAAAUCGACGCGCAUCAAGGUGAUGCUCGUCAUCGACCUCCUGUUUUUCCUGCUCGAGCUGGGCGCUGGUUUCGCCGUCGGGUCGCUAGCGCUCAUGGCUGAUGCCUUCCACAUGCUCAACGACAUUAUCUCCUUGAUCGUUGGCUUGUGGGCGGUCUCAGUGGCAAGGAAGGCGACGACGGACAAGUUCUCGUACGGGUGGCUCCGCGCCGAGAUUCUGGGCGCCUUCUUCAACGCCGUCUUCCUCAUUGCUCUCUGCGUGUCUAUCCUCCUCGAAGCGCUCACAAGGUUUAUCGACCCGCCCGAGAUCGGCAACGCGCAACUGAUCCUGAUUGUGGGCUGCCUGGGACUCGCUUCGAAUCUGGUCGGCUUCGCAGUGCUUGGAGGACACGGACAUUCCCAUGGACCCGGGGAACACGGGCACGGCGAGGACGCACACAGUCAUGGUUCUGAACGCGCCGCCGAGGAAGGAGUAGCCGGUCAGUUCGUGGACGAAGGCGAUGCGGCAGACGAGCGUGGGCGCGUAGCCGACCUCCUACCCGAAGCGGCUGUUGCAAGAUACAGGACCUCGGCUUCGCUGCCCAGGCGUAGCCGAAUCGGUUAUGGAGAUGGUGAGAGCGAGAGGGCGCCCCCAGGUCGGAGGGAGCGGCGCACGCCGGGGGCCGUUCGACACGGUCGUCUCGCGAUCACCAGCAUUGAUGAUCUCAGCAUCCAUCCCGCUAGUUUCCGGCAGGAGAUCAUUGAUGCUUGCCGGCCUCAACACGACGACGAGUCCAGCAGUGACAGCAACGCGGAAGAAGAAACGGUCGUCACCGACGAUGCGUCACCACGUGAGGACACUCCUCUACUGGCCAAGAACGGUGAUUCACAGACCGGUCACGGAGGAUUCGGAUCUCAAUCUCCGCCCCUGAAGAAACGUGCCAGGCGAGGCUCGGGCAUUCACCAUUCGCACAAUCACAACAAACCGAAGAAGCCGGGCAAGGAUCACGGACACAGUCACGGCGAUAUGGGAAUGAACGCCAUGGUCCUGCACGUUCUGGGCGACGCGCUGGGCAACGUAGGGGUGAUAGUCACAGCACUCAUUAUCUGGCUGACCGACUGGCCGGGACGCUACUAUGCCGAUCCCGCUGUUUCGCUCUUCAUCACGCUCAUCAUCCUCCGCUCCGCCAUACCUCUGACGGUUGCGGCAAGCAAGAUCCUCCUGCAGGCAACACCCGAGCACAUCGACCUCAAGGACGUCAGAGAGGAUAUCCAGGCCCUGCCGGGGGUCAUAAGCUGUCACCAUGUGCACGUCUGGCAGCUCUCUGAUACGAAAGUUGUCGCGUCGAUGCAUAUCCAGGUCGCCUUUCCCAUCUCGGAGGCCAACGGCGAGAGAUACAUGGAGCUGUCCAAAAUGGCUCGCAAGUGCCUGCACGCCUACGGCAUCCACAGCGCAACCAUCCAGCCCGAGUUCUGCCUAGACAGGGCGCACACACAUGUUGAGGAAGCCGACGCUGCAGCGAGCGUGGACGGGCCGGCGGCUGCGCAGCCGCCGACAUGUGCGCUUGCUGAAGGGGGUGUCUGUCUGCUGGAUUGCGUGGACAACUGUGUCGGAAAGGGCUGCUGUUCAUCGAACGCGUCGAGACCUGAGAGUACACACUCUGGGCAUGGCCACGACCAUGACGAGCACGCGGAUCGUGCUCAUUCGCAGGCUUGAUCCUAAGCUAUCAUCUGUUAUUCA